UGUUGCGAUGGCUUUCGCUGAGAGCGAGUGAUGUUCACUAGAGAUUGCGGUUCGGAAGUUUUCGUUUUCGUUUCAGCUAGUUGGUUGACAUGGUGAGAACAGAUACACAUCACUCCGAAAAGUCAGCUGAUGUGAGAAACCGUAAGUUAGUGGCGUGAAGAUGCGUGAUGGUUUAGUGCAAUAUGAAUAGUGUGUUCAAUAUGAUGACUUCAUUAUACGCAUGAACAGAAAAGCAAGUGACUAAUCCAGGAAGAGUGACUGUAUAGUGAAUGAAGAUGACAUCUUGAGCGCUAAAGCUUACGUGUAUUUAAAAUUUAAAAGACGUGCAAACAACUGUUUCUCACGUAUAGUCGACAAGUUUUCGUAAUAGUAAUAUGUCAUUGGUUUUUGACAAGCAUUCUAACUAUUCUAUAAAAAAAAUAUUAACGUAAUUAAGGGUUACCAUUCAUCAACUUCCAUAAAUCUUAGGUCUUCUUACUUUCAUGAUAAAAAGAUCGUAAUUAUACGUUCAAAAUGCCAACUGUGAUAUCAAAAUACAUUGACAAUACUGUGGCCAAGUAUAAUAUUCCCAGGGAGCAUUUUACUAGGAGUGUAGUGGCGGCCGCAGUUUUUCUGUACGGCCUAAAACUAGGAUAUCCGUAUAUACAGUCAUUAUGUAAGAAUAGCACACUUAAUAGUUCACACCAAAAUGGACAUCCUUCAAUUAUUAGUAGUACUGCUGACGGUGAAAACUGUGUACACUCUCCCACAAAUAACAAUAACAAUAAUAAAGUGGACAAUGGAAAAUCUGACAUGAAUGGUGUUAAAAACAAUGAGGCUGUAGUUCUGAAGCGUAGGAAGUCGCCAGGUAUUAACAAGGAAUUUAUAAUACAACUUCAGAAGUUAGUCAAAUUAAUGAUACCUGGUAUAUGGACAAAAGAAAUUGGAUUGUUAUCAAUGCACACACUUGCAUUGGCAACAAGGACUUUCUUAUCAAUUUAUGUAGCAUCAAUGGAAGGCCAAAUUGUGAAGUAUAUUGUGAGAAAAGAUAUGAAAAAUUUUUCCAUCAUGUUGCUCAAAUGGUUGGGCGUUGCAGUUCCAGCAACGUUCAUCAACUCAAUGAUUCGGUACUUGGAAAACAAACUGGCUCUCGCUUUCAGGUCACGGCUGGUGAGCCAUGCGUACAGCCUGUACUUUCAAGAACAAACCUACUAUAGAGUAUCAAAUCUCGAUGGACGCAUUGAAAACGCAGAUCAUCGUCUGACUGAUGACAUCACUGCAUUCACAUCAUCUGUAGCCCAUCUGUACUCUCACAUCACAAAGCCCCUUUUCGACUGUCUCCUAAUAGCUAUUGCAUUGGCGAGGACAAACCAGAAAAUGGGUGCAGCUAUCAUACCUGGUCCUCUUCUGGCAACAGUGGUAAUAUCACUAACUGGGCAGAUACUAAAAGCAGUAUCACCAAAGUUUGGCAGCCUAGUGGCAGAGGAGGCAAACAGGAAAGGUUACCUGCGACACAUCCAUGCCCGGAUUAUUACAAAUGCAGAGGAGAUUGCGUUCUAUGGUGGCCAAAAGGUUGAGUUGGGCCAUCUAGAAAGGGCAUAUACUUCCCUCGUGGACCAGAUGAACACCAUAUUCUCCCAACGCCUCUGGUAUGUGAUGUUGGAACAGUUCCUCAUGAAAUAUGUAUGGAGUGGUACUGGAAUGAUCAUGGUCUCACUUCCCAUCCUCACCAGCAGUCAUCGUGAAGAACAUGAUUCCUCACCAGAUGGUGGAGUGAGUGAGAGAACGCAGUACUUCACAACGGCAAGAAAUCUCCUAAGCUCAGGGGCUGAUGCUGUUGAAAGACUCAUGUCUUCAUAUAAGGAGAUUGUUGAACUGGCCGGUUAUACUUCACGGGUAGGAGACAUGUUAGACGUUUUUGAAGAUGCAAGCCAUGGGAAAUACCAGCGUACUGUUGUGACAACUUCAGAAUCUAAACAUUCAUCUAAAAACAGUACCUUCAGAAUGGAGUUCAAGAAUGGACAGCCUGUCGUGAAAGGUGUUGUUCGUGAGACAAGGGAUGGAACUAUAGUACUGGAGAAUGUGCCAAUUGUGACACCCAACUGUGAUGUGGUUUGUCCUAACCUCACUCUCACAGUCACCCCUGGCAUGCAUCUGCUUAUUACUGGACCCAAUGGCUGCGGCAAAUCAUCUUUGUUUAGGAUAUUAAGUGGACUUUGGCCAGUUUACAGUGGGGAGAUGAGGAAGCCGGCCAGUUCUGAUAUGUUUUACAUUCCUCAGAGACCAUACAUGUCAUUGGGGUCUCUAGCAGAUCAAGUGAUCUACCCAGAUACAGUGGCUGACAUGAGGAGGAAAGGCAUGACUCUGGGGCACCUGGAACGCUGCCUGAGGCUUGUACACCUUGAUCAUAUUGUGGAACGUGAAGGCGGAUGGCAUGUAGCCACGGAUUGGAAGGAUGUCCUGUCUGGUGGUGAAAAGCAGCGCAUGGCAAUGGCCAGGCUCUUCUAUCAUAGGCCUAAAUUUGCUUUGUUGGAUGAAUGCACCAGUGCAGUCAGCAUUGAUGUAGAGAGCAAUAUCUAUCAGGAAGCAAAAGUAGCUGGCAUCACGCUUCUCACCAUUACGCACAGACCAUCCCUGUGGAAGUUUCAUACACAUCUCCUGCAGUUUGAUGGAGAGGGUGGUUGGAAGCUGGAGUCACUGGACUCAACAGCUCGUCUCUCUCUGAAAGAAGAGAAAGAGAAACUGGAAGCUCAACUUGCAGGUGUUCCAGAUGCUCAGGAAAGACUCAAGGAGCUGUGCAAGGUGUUGGGUGAAGACACGUCUUCCAUUCCUGUGGAAACUACAGAUUGAGCACAAGUCCAUAAUUUCUGUAUGAUAAGAUUACUCCACAAGACUACCAAAUCUUUUUACACUGGUACCUUCCAAUUUUAAGAAUAAUAUAAACAUUAUUCUGUACAACAAUUCAAGUUGAAAGUAGUUUUAUUGAGGACGCUUCUUUUAUCUUUGUCAUUUCUCUUUCGAAUCUUCAGACUUCUUUUAUAUCUAUGAAACUAAGUAGAAUCUAUUUAAGGCCUGUAUAGUAUAUUAUCGUAUCAUCAGGUGAAGAGUGCAUGGCACUCUCAAAGUUCGAAAUAUUAUAUUUAACUAUUAUUAUAAUAUAAGAAUAUCCCUUAGAUGUAUAUGUUUGGAAAGGUAUACUCAUGCUCACUGUAGCAUUUCUUGAAAAUCUAUUGAAAAUUUUUCUCAAAUAUUACGUAUUACAGGGUUUAUAUCAGAACAUUUUUAUUCAUAAUUAUACAUCAUAUAAAUUAUAUGGAAAUUUUUGAUGUUCAUAUUUGUUUAUGUGAAUCAUGACCAGUGCUUUCAGUAGUAGUAUUACGAUUUUGUUGUGCUGCAGUUUAUUCUGUUUUCUUAUAUCAUAGUGCAGAGCAUUUUGAUUUUUUAUUUUCUUCCUAAAGCAAAAGUGAAACUUAGUAUGUUUAGAAAACUAAGAACAAGGCAGUACAUAUAAGAUUUGAGGUUCUGACAGCGGUGGUUGUGAAGAGUUCUUAUGCUGUGUAGUCUAUUGAAAGUCAACCAACAUUUCUGAGGAACAUGUCACCUUGCUGCUCACCACAUGCUUUCACGCUCGUUUCUUGUUCAGCUUGCUCUUUGACCCUGAAGAUGGAGACAACAUGUUUCUCCAAAUUGUUGGUUGACUUUCAUGGACUGUAUGGCGCUGUAUCCAAGAAGAUAAAACUCUCAAGGCACAGCCACAUUACUCGUGCUUUUAAAUCUUUGUCUACACUACUUCAGU
This is a messenger RNA of Cryptotermes secundus, 3775 nucleotides long. RefSeq names its product ATP-binding cassette sub-family D member (gene ABCD). The record is from RefSeq and is a predicted model, not a curated record. Lineage: Eukaryota; Metazoa; Arthropoda; Insecta; Blattodea; Kalotermitidae. The transcript is spliced from 11 exons. Gene Ontology annotation, cellular component: peroxisomal membrane. Bases 514 to 2829 code for a protein of 771 amino acids. Gene Ontology annotation, molecular function: ATP hydrolysis activity; ABC-type transporter activity; ATP binding. Gene Ontology annotation, biological process: fatty acid beta-oxidation; very long-chain fatty acid catabolic process; long-chain fatty acid import into peroxisome.